Molecule: messenger RNA, 2527 nt
Organism: Danio aesculapii
Lineage: Eukaryota; Metazoa; Chordata; Actinopteri; Cypriniformes; Danionidae
Gene: cep295
Product: centrosomal protein 295
Exons: 17
Coding region: 133-2058 (641 amino acids)
Biological process (GO): regulation of centriole replication
Cellular component (GO): centrosome; centriole; cytosol
Source: RefSeq, a predicted model, not a curated record
CUUCCUCUUCCUCCUCCUGCUGUGGUUCUGGAGCUCCUGCGCAGUCGUCAUCAUCAUCAUACACCGCUCCAGUCUGCAGAGGUCACAGGCUCAGGGUCAGCCUCUUCCUCUGGUCCAGGAUCAGUUCAUCUGAUGAGGAGACAGAGAGAUGCCCUGCAGGCCCUGAUCGCUGCGCACACACAGGCUCCAGUGUCCAGCUCUGCAGAUCAGCUCAACACUUUACUGAGCCUCAUCACGGAGAGCGAUGAGCAGCGGGACACACACACCCUGUCAGACGGAGCACCGGCUGCGCACACACACACUGCACCGGACGGUGUGUGUGCUCCUGCCCCAGCGCAUCGUGGGAGAGUGCGUCCUCCGGUGUCCCGUCCGCCGGUGCGUCUGGCCUUCCUCCAGCAGAUGGAGCAGCACGAGCUCAGCGCCAUACAGGAGGUGGACAGCCCAGCCAACCUGAGCCUGGACACCGGUGUGCAGGAGAGUGUGUCCAGCAGUGUGUCUCUGCCCGUCUGUCUGGUGUCUGAGGAGGAGUUCAGUCAGAGUGAGGGCUCGCAGCUCACCGGGCGCGUCAGCCGCAUGUCCUGGAGACACACACUGAUGCAGGAGUCCCGCAGCGCAAGUCAAUCCAGUGUAAAGCAGCAGCAGCAGCUCCUGGAUCCAGGCUGUCUGUCCUCCACCACCAUCUCCACCGGCAGCUUCUCCACCAGUGAGCACGAGUCCUGCAGCUUCAGCACUGCAGGCAAUGUGAGCAGAGAUGCUGUGCAGCAGAUCAUAGAGAAGUACAGCGAGGAGCUGAGCGCAUCACUCACACACACAGGUGCAGUGAGCAGCAGCUGGUCCAGUGUGCUUCAGGAGGAGUCUCUGCAUGAUGGAGACACACACACCUCAGGUGUGUUCCAGCCGCUGCAGCCUCAUCCAGACAUCGACUCCUCAUCUUCAUCAUCUAGAAGUGCAGUGAGAGAUGAGCAGAGCAGCAGAGCACAGGGCUGGAGUCAGAUGGUCAGCAGUGUUCUGGAGCGUCUCUCUGAGCAGCUGAGCGUCACACACACACACUCUGAACACACACUCUGCGCUGCUGCUGCAUCAGGUGUGGCGCUGCAGACUCCACUGUCAUCAUCAGACGCAGGUGUGUGUUCAUCUCAGGUGUGUGUUCAGAGCGCCGCUGGGACGGAGGAAGAGGAGAAACACACAGAUGACCCGUCGGCUGUGUUUUUGCCUCUGGCCACUGAAAUCACACUGAACCAGAGCGCGGAUCUGUCGACGGCGCCGCUGGACGCAGAGCUGGGCGUCUCUGAUUGGCUGCAGUCAGCUGAUCAAUCCCAUCAUGCCCUGCAGCAGAUGCGCUCCGAGCCACACGCCGAGCCUGAGCUGCGGACGUCAGCGGACCCGCUCUCCAUUACCCAUGAGUCUCUCUGUGAGGUGACGGACACCAACAUGAGCACACUACAGGAAGAAGAUCCUCCCGCACAGGAAGUGAAGGAGAGCACACUGACGGAGCUGCUGGAGAGAGCACAGGCAGCAGGAGAGCUGAAGGGUAUCCUGGAGGAGUCUGUGCUGUCCUUCAUCAGUCUGCCGGAGUCUGAGAGCUCUGCUGUAGCUCAGGAGGAAGAGCUGAGCCAUGCAGAGGAGCAGCACAGCAGCCAAUCAGAGCCGGCGUUCCCUCAUGCAGUGAUGCUGCUGGAGGCUCAGUGUUCUCCUGUUCAGCGGCAGCGUCGGGACCGUCUGGCUCAGAGAUCAGCGCUCAGAGCUGCACAGAUCAAACACACACACCGCAGAAACACCACAUGUCAUAACCCGUCCACAACACACACCCAACCCGCAUCAGCCUCAGCGGACGGGCUGAAGAGUGUGUGUGAGGUCAGGAUCUGCACUGAGGAGCACCGGCGGCGGCAGGAGGCAGAGAUGCUGCAGCGCACACACAGGUUGUACAGUCAGCUGGAGGAGGUGAAGCAAAGGAAGCAGAUGCAGAUCCGCCAGCAGUCAUACACCAACAACAGAGAGAGAGCCAGAGACUUCCACAGGAAGACCCUGGAGAACCUGAGGGCCAGACCCAAGAGCUGAUCAGCUGACUGUGUGUGUGUGUGUGUUCACCGCUGCACUCAGGUUUUGUGUAUUAAUCUCUCUCUGUGUGUGUGUGUGUGCACGCACCAGUGACCCCUCCUCCAUCUGUGCUGACCCCUGUGACCUCACUCAGCAGCAGAUUGAGGAGCUCCACAUGUCUGGCUGCUCCUGGAGGAGUAUCUGCCGAGAGAUCAGACCCGUCCACGUCUGAUCACAGCUGCAGACGGUGCCGUUUCAGCGGCUCAUUGCUCGGUGUGUGAGAACAGGUGAUGUGUAGUGACGCUUACAUGCACUGAACACUACAGAUGCAGACAAACAUGCCUGAUGGGAAUCACUUGAUUUCAGACACGACCUGAGUUUCUCUGCAGGUUGAUUCUUCAUGUGAUGUUUAAUGUUGGUGUUGUACACUGUAGAUCACCUGUUUAACUGUGUUUAUGUUCAGGUAACUUAAUUAAAGGAGUUUAUUCUA